AAAACCCGCAGCCUUCGAAGAUUCAAUCAAAAGGAAGUGAAAUAAAAAGGAUCCGAGAGCACUUGCGAAGUGGGCGGUAUUUGAUGCGGCUGUCGAGCAACUCAUUUCACAAUUCCCAAUCCCGAUUGCUCAGAGUGGCAGCGACGAACGAAACUGCAUCCGCGAUCCACCUGUAGCUUCUCCUGUUGUCAAUCUCUUCGAGCGAAACCAUAUCCGGAAUGCACUUGCAGCGACUCCCAUUUUCAAUACCCUGGUCCAUUCAAUAUCCCUGGAUCGCGACGCAAUGCCUUGUGAAAGACAUGACCAUUCCAGCACGCCCCAAAAUUAUGCCAAACACUUCCCCAUCUUUGUUUGUUCCACCUGCGGAUGCAUAGAGUUAUUCUAGCGUUCGCAGAGGCCCGGAUAGGAUAUGUGAGACGUCGUUCUUCGGAGACAGACAAUGGGACUGGGCUUGAUGGAGGCAAUUAAUAGUGGACUUCGCGCUUCCCAGGCGUAUUUGCCUCGAUCUACUUCGUCACAGCUGGAAAAUUCCAAGCUCCCAGUGGUUGAAAUGACCGGUAAUGGCCUCAUCAGCGCGCUGCUCCGUAGUCACGACCGCUCCGGUAGAGUCACGAUCUUUCAUGCGACCAGCGAAAAUGCGGCCAAUAUCAUUGCGACCCCCAUGCGUGACUCAGCUAUUGCUAGGUGCACAACGUUUACGGGGAGUGGCACUACGGACAGGGGCAACCAAUUGUUCAACACCACGCACAUUCUUUGAGUACAUUAUCUCAGGGUAUCAUCGAUUGUUCUUAGCUCAGUCGCCUUCCUCUUGAUUUCCUUUCUUGCUGUAUUUCUUCAUUGUCAUAGCAAAUUAAUCCACUCCUUUCGUAAUCUACCAUGACUAUUGUUCUUUACGGCGUGGUUCGAUCCAUCACCAAGCAAGUCUGGUGUAGUGCUGCAUAUAUAGGUAUGCCCUAGCUUCUAGCGCCCUUUAUCCGUGCCCAAAAAUUUCCAACCUCAAGU
Paraphaeosphaeria sporulosa is the source of this 1002-nucleotide messenger RNA. RefSeq lists its product as uncharacterized. The transcript has a single exon. Bases 440 to 757 code for a protein of 105 amino acids. Lineage: Eukaryota; Fungi; Ascomycota; Dothideomycetes; Pleosporales; Didymosphaeriaceae. The record is from RefSeq and is a predicted model, not a curated record.